CAAGCCCGCCCUAUUGAAAUGUGUUCAUCUGAUUUUCUAAUGGGCGAAUGUUGACAGUGACUGCUGAAUAUAUGAAUAAAGUUGCCAAUAUUCAGUCUUGAACAUGUCACUAUUACUGGCAUUUUCUCCACCACCACCGGCAGAUUCUGUGACAGUAUGUGAAUUGAACAGUGAAUUAAUGUUUAAUGAGGCUGGAGAAGACGACAUUGCUGUUUAUUUACAAGGUAGUCGGAAACUUAAUUAUCCCAAGAUUGAAAUCACAUCUGACAGCUUACGACCCUCGUCAUCUCAAUUUUGUGCUAAGUCAGCAUUUUUAGAGCAUUCUGAGACUGUAUGGAAGCGAUCAAUGAGUGCUUGGUAUGAACGUGGUGUUACAGGAUUGCUAGAAGAAAUUGCUAACAGCAAAUCAGAGGUGUCACCAUGGUUAACUUCAGUAUCCUGUGGUUGCCUAGCAUUGGUGAGAUGGGCAAAUUCUCUUCAUGGAUCACUUUUUCCUCAUUUAGUGAUGUCAAGUGAAGAGAUGGUAAAUGUAUUCUCAUCAACAAGAGAUUGGUAUAAUUCCCCUGUGCGGUCGUUUGCUUGGCAUCCAUAUACUAUGAAAUUUGCAAUAGCUUGUAGAGAUGAUUCUAUAAGAAUACAUACUGGUAAAAGUGAAAUUGUUCCAGUGUGCAAACAUAAACUACAGAAAGGUAUUGCUAUGCUAGUCUGGAAGCCCUUAUCAGCAUCUGUUCUGGCUGUGGCUUGCCAUAGCUGCAUUCUAGUAUGGCAUAUUGAUCCCACUUCAGUUUCUACAAGGCCAUCCAGUAGCAGUGUUCAGAUAUUAAGUCAGACGAGUCAUAGUCCAGUAACCCAGAUAUGUUGGCAUCCUAGUGGUGAUUUGCUUCUCUCAGCUUCACCAACUGAUACAGCUAUGAUGGUCUGGAAUGUUGCCAUGGAAACUUGUGUUCCUUUACGUCGUCUUGGUGGGGGUGGCGUGUCACUAUUAAGGUGGUCGCCUGACGGUAGUAAAGUAUUUGCUGCCACACCAUCAUCAGUUUUCAGAGUUUGGGAAAGCCAGACAUGGUCAUGUGAAAGAUGGUCUAACCUGUCAGGUCGGUGUCAGUCAGCUUGCUGGAGUCCACUGGGAGAUAUUUUACUAUUUACAGUAACUGAGGAACCAGUCAUUUAUUCCUUGCCAUUUCAUGACUCCAACUCAACGAUUUUUGGAUCUAAUCAGACUGCUGUUAAUUGUGUAAAUCUUGCAGAAAUUACCAUGGAAACAGAGGAUGAGGAAAUAUGCAUUGGAGGCAGUAUACAGGAUAUGGCAUGGGAUCCCACAGGAGAAAGACUGGCUAUUCUAUUUUCUGGAAAACAAGAAAGCAACAAUACUGGCCACUUGGUGGCGCUGUUCAGAACAAGGAUCAAACCAGUGUUUGAAAUAAUGCCUUGCGGUUUUGUCAAAGGUCAUAAAGACGAUAUGCCACAGCUUGUUAGUUUUCAGCCAAAUUUCAACAAAGGUGCCUUGCUUACAAUCUGUUGGUUGAGUGGUCGUGUGUCCUUUGUUCCACUCUUUUUUGUACCUUCAAGUAAUGUCGCCAAUGAUAAACUGCCUGUUUACAGUGACUUCACUAAUGGAUCUACUUACCAACCACGUAUGUUCUCAUCACCACACUGAUAUUGGACUUAAUAAGAAACUAGAAUAUUUAUUCAAUGUGCUGCCUUUUGUAUGUUUUACACUCUGCUUCUUCCAUCUCGAUAAACAUUAUGAAACUCUAAUAUAACUAAUUUCAUUUCAGUAAUAUUUGGAAUUAUAAUUAAUAAAUAUGAUAGGUUAAUACAAA
Saccoglossus kowalevskii is the source of this 1820-nucleotide messenger RNA. Its product is annotated as aladin-like. Gene Ontology annotation, molecular function: protein binding. Gene Ontology annotation, cellular component: nuclear pore. Lineage: Eukaryota; Metazoa; Hemichordata; Enteropneusta; Harrimaniidae. Gene Ontology annotation, biological process: nucleocytoplasmic transport. The record is from RefSeq and is a predicted model, not a curated record.